Zea mays is the source of this 779-nucleotide messenger RNA. RefSeq lists its product as uncharacterized. The record is from RefSeq and is a predicted model, not a curated record. The coding region runs from base 51 to 506 and encodes 151 amino acids. Lineage: Eukaryota; Viridiplantae; Streptophyta; Magnoliopsida; Poales; Poaceae. The transcript has a single exon.
UCAUUCUGCACUUCGGCCGGCGAGCGGCGAGCGCUCCAGUUUUGUGCGUGAUGCAGAUGCAGGCAGCAGGCAAGGAGCCUGCGGCCGCGGCGGUCCCUGCCGCCAACAAGCCACCGAGCAUCUGCGACAGGCUCCAAAGGGCCUUCGCUGCCCGGCCGGCGUUCCGCCCCCUCCGCCGUAUCACCGUCGGCCGCCACCAGGACGGCGGAGCUGCCAAGCCUGCUGGUGCCGGUGAUGGAGUCAGCGCAGCGUUUGGGCCAGCUCCUAAUAAACACAGCGGCCCGCCAUUGCCGGCUCCGCCGGCCACAGUAGCACCGCAGUGUGAGCAGCCGGUUCCCGUGCGUUUACCAGCCGUCGCCAGCAAGGUGGCGGCGGGCGGCGCGCCAACGGGGCCGCCGGUGCCUGUGCCACCGCCGGACGUUAUGGCCGGGGACAUGGGCCAGCAGAUCCAAGGGAAGACCAGGGUGGGCUCCAGGGUCCGCAACCGCAAGGCGCUCUCCAAGUAGUAGAGAGGUGAACACGGUGGCCGGUGGGAUUUAGGAAGAAGCUAAUGAUCCUGGUCGUUUAUGCAGCAGCGAUCCUUACAUUUGAUUAUGGAUAUCAGGAUGUGGUUUAAUCUCUGUGAGAUCCUUUCUGUGAGCGUGAGAACGUUGAUAUCCUAUCAAAGUUCUCGGAAUAUACAAUCACUACAAAUGUAAAAUAUCAUGCUUCUAGUGUACUAGCUGGAUGUCCGUGCGUUGCAACGGGAAUAUAUAAUACCAGUAUACUACGAUAACUUA